AUGCAGGAAGCUGUCAAUCAGGUAGACAUUUUUAAAAGCUCACCAUGAACAACAACAACCGAACACAAAUCUGAAUAGAAACGCAUGGCUCUUCAACAGUAAACAUGGAUGUUCCUUCCUACCUGUCCAGGCUCUUGUCGGAGCUGAAUGAACAGCGUAAAAGGAACUUCUUCUGUGACUGCAGCAUCAUAGUCGAGGGACGCGUGUUCAAAGCACAUCGUAAUAUCCUCUUCGCCAGCAGUGGUUAUUUUCGGGCUUUGCUGGUGCAUUACCUGCAAGACAAUGGCCAAAGACACAGCACGGCAUCUCUGGACAUCGUCACGGCUGAGGCGUUCUCCUUCAUCCUUGAUUUUCUGUAUUCAGGACGCCUAGACCUUCGUAGUGACAAUGUGAUUGAAAUAAUGUCUGCUGCGAGUUACCUGCAGAUGACCGAUGUGGUGAACUUUUGCAAGGGCUACAUCAAAUCGUCCCUGGAGAUCUGUAACAGGGAAAUCGAGAGACUCAGGGAAAGGGAAGGGUUGGAUAAUAGUGCAACUCCAGUUUCAGUCACUUGCACCCCUGUGGCAUCCACUUCUGAAGCCGACCAAAGGACCUGUCAGGUCACCGAGGCCCUCAGCCCCGAUGACGCCCCAACAGCUGCCAUUUGCACUCCAGCAGCCACCAGCAGUAAAGACUCUGAAAGCGAAAACUCCCAAGGAGCUUUUCCCAACCAUACACCCAUCAACGCUCCACUCAAGGUCAGCCCAGGCCCAGAUUUAGUCAACUCAUCCACCCCGGGUCUACUUCUAGGGUUGGUGCAUCCCAAAAUUGAGUACGACCCUGAUGAGGAAGGUGAAUCUUCGAGAGAAUCCAAAGACGCGGCUCUUUAUCAAGGCCCAAAUCAUGACGGGGAGAGAACUAUUAACACGAGCCCAGCUCCAAGCACAGAGCACUCAUCUGUAUCAUUUGCUAACUGUCCGAUGAAGCAGUUUCCAGAUGUGUUGUACAGAGGCGGGAUGAACCCUAACCGGGAUGAACACUUUUCACAGAGUUUGGGGUAUGUCAGUGGAUUCGGUCGGGGCGAUGAGGUGCUUGGUCCGUCGGGUCCCUGUGGGAUGGAGGUUCAGAACGAUUGGUAUGGAGAUGAUCCAGGGAGACUACACAAAUGUCCAUUCUGUCCCUAUACGGCCAAACAGAAAGGCAUCUUGAAGAGGCACAUCCGCUGCCACACAGGAGAAAGGCCAUAUCCUUGUGAGGUCUGCGGCAAACGCUUCACGCGACAAGAACAUCUACGAACUCAUGCUAUUUCUGUCCAUCGCUCCACAUGGCCCAUUGUUUGCAAAGGCUGUCGGCAAGUGUUCUCAGGCAUUGUGUCCCAUGGAAUGAAGCGAUUUGGACUUUGUGACGGCUGCACGUUUGUUACUACAACUCACAAUCACGAUCCUUCCUCCAUGAGCCUCAACAUCCAGCCUGAAGCUGUGGAGAGAAGCGCUAGAGAUUCUGACUGGCCCAUGUUUAUGGAGGAAGGAGAUGAAGCAGAGGCGAGUGCUAGUAAUGUUGAACAGGAUGAUAAACAGAUUGUCAUAAAGCAGCUAGCAGACAAUGGUACAUUACUGUAGGUUCAUUUCCACUUGAAUGCUACUAAAUGAACUGAAAAGAAAAGACUUUGGCAGGGUGUGACCGCUGCUCUACCGGUAACAAAAUACCGGUUUAGUUACUUUUUGCUUAAUGUAUGAAUUUUGUUGGAUUACAAAAGAAGGAUGAUUAUGUGGUGGAAUUUAAAGAUUAAUUUGAAUAUGAAUUAUGACCGCUGGGAAACGCCAUGUAUGGCUUUAGUACAUAUUUGCUACGUCUAAUUAUGUAUUACAAAGCAUUUUCUGUACGACACUAAUGACACAACAGAUUUUGAAUGAGUUGUGGCAGUUUUGCUUGAAACCCUUUUCUGUCGGUGCAUUUCAAUGAUAUGAGUGUUAUGUCAAUUCCAGAAAUUGUUAUCAAAAAUCUAAAAAUGCGCUGUGGUUAUAAAGUCUAUACAUUUCUUUUAUGACUAAAAAGACAUUAAAGCCACCCCCUACACACACAUAUUUUGUUUUCGAGUAGGAACAUUUUCAGAAAUAAAAAAGUCAUUUAAACAUUCA
This is a messenger RNA of Danio aesculapii, 2117 nucleotides long. RefSeq names its product zinc finger and BTB domain containing 8B (gene zbtb8b). Gene Ontology annotation, molecular function: protein binding; RNA polymerase II cis-regulatory region sequence-specific DNA binding; DNA-binding transcription factor activity, RNA polymerase II-specific. The record is from RefSeq and is a predicted model, not a curated record. Gene Ontology annotation, biological process: regulation of transcription by RNA polymerase II. The coding region runs from base 105 to 1598 and encodes 497 amino acids. The transcript is spliced from 4 exons. Lineage: Eukaryota; Metazoa; Chordata; Actinopteri; Cypriniformes; Danionidae.